Messenger RNA from Ilex paraguariensis (yerba mate), 673 nucleotides. NCBI's taxonomy places the organism in Eukaryota, Viridiplantae, Streptophyta, Magnoliopsida, Aquifoliales, Aquifoliaceae. The record is from the annotation of a GenBank genome assembly.
AUGAGGUUGCUACACAAAGCAAAGAUCAAGAUCAUGGAAUUUCAUGUUUUCUUGAUGGAUCCUUGGUGGAAUCCAGCCGUGGAGCAACAAGCCCAAGAUAGAAUCCAUCGAAUAGGGCAAUAUAAACCAAUCAAGAUGGUGAGAUUUGUUAUAGAGAACACAGUUGAGGAAAGAAUUCUGAAGUUGCAAGAGAAGAAGCUACUGGUGUUUGAAGGGACCGUGGGUGGCUCUUCGGAUGCUAUGGGAAAAUUAACAGAGAAAGACUUGACUUUCCUAUUUGGCUUCUAAGCAGCAGGAUUGUACUUUUUGUUCAACAAAGAAAGCAAGGAAAUCGGAUGUGAUAAUGAGCAAUGGUUUUCGCGUAGCUAAUUGCUUGUUGCUUUCAAGCCCCUACCUCCCUCACAAUCAACACUCUCGUGAGGCAUCAUAUCCGAUGUGCACAACCCCUGAAGUAGUUGCUUCCUUGGUUUGGUUUUUUGGACCAAUCUUUUGUACAUGCUGUUUGUAGAACAUUUUUUCAUGUUAACAAGACUUUUUGAACGUCAAAAGAAAGAUAAAAUGACAGCAGCUUCUAGGAAAUUAUCGGAUGCUGCUGCAUCACUGCCAUUGCCACCAGGAUUGUCAUUGAUCUUAAUUCAAACCCAUUUUAAAGACUCUAUUAUUAAUAUCCGAC